UGUAUGUUUUCCUGCAUGUCAUAAAAAAUAAUAUAUGUUAUUUUUUAUAGACCUUUGUAGGUAUAUCUCCCUAUUUUUCCUAAUAUUUAUCUCGGUGUAGCCAUGUGAAACGGAUCUUCUCUUCUAGCCACUGAUGUGAUACUUCAAGAUGCAGUUGAGUAGGAAAUAUGUCAGUCAAUAUUAAAGGCAUAAACAGUCUCCCUGGGAUUUGCACAACACCUCAAGCACGGCAACUAUUGCAUUCCCUUUUUCAAAUUAUCCUAGUUAUGGCUUUUUUAUUCAUGAAGACUGGUUCCUGAGAGUCAACAGGAGACACCCAGUCUUGGGCCGUCCAAUUAAAGUUUCUGCUUCCAAACCGAAGCAGAGAUUUUGGAUUUACAGACCCUUGCAAGUCUCUGUUCUUCCUGUGGGCACUGCUGUUCACUCUCUGUAUGCAAAUUUUCCACAAGUGGUUUUUCCUCCUUACUGGCCUAUGAACAUGGGGCAGAAGGCAUCUAGUGGUAUUAAAACUGUUUCAAUAUCAAGAGUUUCAUCGGCAACCAUACACCGGCCAAUGGCUAAAGAUCUUGCAAUUAAUCCUGAUCUUCAAAGACCUGGUCGCCUGGAUGUGCUUUUAGAUAUGCCUCCCGCAAGCAGGGAGCAACAGCUAAAACAUGCAUGGAAUCCUGAUGAUCGCUCGCUGAACAUUUUUGUGAAAGAAGAUGACAAGUUGACUUUUCAUAGGCACCCCGUUGCUCAGAGUACUGAUUGUAUCAGAGGCAAAGUAGGCUAUACUAGGGGUCUGCAUGCAUGGGAGAUUCACUGGAAUAUGAGACAAAGAGGAACCCAUGCCGUAGUUGGAGUGUCUACUCGUGAUGCACCUCUUCAUUCCGUGGGAUAUCAGUCACUUGUUGGAAGCAAUGCAGAAUCUUGGGGUUGGGACUUGGGUCGUAAUAAACUGUACCAUGAUGUGAAAAAUAACCCUGGUGUUACUUAUCCUAGCCUUCUAAAUUCUGAUGAACCUUUUGUAGUUCCAGAUAGCUUACUUGUAGUUCUGGACAUGGAUGAAGGUACUUUAUCAUUUGUUGUUGAUGGACAAUACUUAGGUGUAGCAUUCCGUGGUUUAAAAGGCAAGAAGCUGUAUCCUGUUGUUAGUGCAGUUUGGGGACAUUGUGAAAUUACUAUAAAGUAUUUUGGAGGACUUGAUCCUGGACCUUUGCCUUUAAAAGACAUUUGCAGACGUGUUAUAAGACAACAAAUUAAUAAAAAACGCCUUGGAAGAAUUAAUGAACUGAGUUUACCUAAAGCAUUAAAAAGUUAUCUCUUGUAUCAAGAUUGAACUAAAUUCUAUUUAAUCUAGUAUGAACUCAGUUUUGGGACCACUUACAACGUACGAGGUGUCUGUCCGAAAAUUGUGUGAAUGGUCCGGAUCAUUUGUGCCAUAUGAUAUAUCUUCUGCGGUGGAAAUUGCAUUUUUAAAAAAAAUUAAUAUAAUUUUCUGAUUCCAAUUCAAAGACGGAUUAUUAUCUACUCAUGCUUUCAGUUUUGCAUUACUUUUGCAAAAAUUGGGGCUUAAGUAGAAUCUAAGUACUUAAAAUUUAAGUUAUACUAAUAAUUAUGUAUUUGCUCACAUAAAAAUGCAAUCUGUUAAAUUAUUGCUCCUUGAAAAGCAGUGGUGCAGCCAGGUAUUCAUUUCGAAGGGAGUCCAAUUAUAUAUUAAGUCUUUAAAAGGAUAGAGAAACAUAGACAGUAACAGAUGUCCUCUAAUCUGAUUUUGCUUAAAAUCUUCUAACAAAUUUAAAAUGUUUUCCCCCAUUCCUCUUUUAACAAAAAGACUCAGACCAUGCUUUCACUUUGAAGUUUUUUCUUACCAGGAACUAUGUUAGUGUAUUUUGUCGCAAUAUCAAUUUUUUGUAAAGUAAUUAUGUUUUCUUAUGAAAAAAGAAAAAAUAAUUGCAAGUUUUCAAAUUUAAUUUUCCAUAUAUUAUACGAGGAGUAGGAAAUUUAUAAAUUGUAUACAUUCAACUUGAGUUUUCUUGUAUUAUGCAAUAUGAAAACACAGACAUUUUUAUAUUCGAAUUUUCUUCCUCUUUUUGGGGAGGGUCCAGGCCCCCUGGACCCUCUCCUUGGUUACGCCACUGUUGAAAGAAUAUUUCCUUCGUAUUCACUCUGAGAAUAAAUUUUUUUUUCUACAAUUGUGGCGGUGAGAAGCAAAGGGAUGUAAGUGGCUUACUCAAAGUUUUGAGUACAAUGCAUUUAAAGUUCAGGUACUGGGUCGACUUUUAUUGAAUUUGUUUUCCAAAUCAUGUUAUAUAGCAGAAAAAACCUACCAGGGCUACUAGAACUAUCCCUUGCCUCAAGACAGGAGAUUUUCUCAUAUUUUAACUGAAUAUCACGAAAUUUUAAAUUUUGGCACUUGCAUCACUUUGCUUCUCACUGCCUCAGUUGAUGUAAGAAACCUAAAAUAAACUGAAAGCAAUGCUAUUCUUUAAAGAGUAAUAUAUUAAUUUGUAGGGGUGAUUGUGUUCCGGUGUUUUACCGAAUUUUCGGUAUUUUUAUUUUUGAAAAUACCAGAAUUAUGUUGUUUUUUUUAUGCUUUUAUCUCCCUACUUCUGCAUUUUUUUAAAAUUAUAUAAUACUCAUCAAAUAUACCUGCAAGAGCCUUAAGAUGGACACCUAUCCCUUAAGAUGGACAAAUGUCAAGAUAAUUUGUAUAACACCAACUCAAAAGUAACUUUGUAACCCAUUAAAAAUUUGAUCAAAUGUACACACAGUAUUUUGACUCAGAACUAUUUAAUACUAUGGCAAAGGUGCACUUAAGUAAUAGGGGCCAAAGAUUACCCCCUCCCCCCACCCCGUUCUCGCUUUGAAACUUUCAGGUAUUUUUUGAUGAAUUCACAAUCACCCCUGAAUUUGCUUUUGUGUGUCAUUUAUCAUUCAUAGUCUCAUUUUAUAUUCCAGAUUUAUUAAGGUCUCUUUAAAGUUUUCCAAUCAAAAUCUAGACCUGAAUGACUCAUGAUAACUGAGUGAUUUUUGUAGUUCUUUCUGCUGUGGUUUCAUAUUUGAUGACAAAGCUUUAAAAUAUCAAGUUCAGCUUUUGGGAUUUUUUUUUUCUUCUUCCUUUUUAUGCCAGCAAAUACAAUAAUUUAUUUGUGCUUUCAUUUAUGCUAUGUUCAAACUUCUUAGGAUAAUUGUAAUCGUCAGUGACUUUAUUCUAGUUUGUUUUGUAAAAUUAAUACAGAAUCUAGCAAAGUUUGGCAGCUAUCUACCUCAUUUGCUAGAUUCUGGUAUCACAUUCAAAAAUGGCUAUAGUCAGUGUAAGGAUGAUUUUUCAUGUUUUUUUGUACAUGCGCUUUUUUAUUUUGUUUUUUAUUGACCUUUAAUUUAACAAAGUUUUAUUUUUAGUUAUUUUUUUCAAAUUUUGGUUUUAUUAAAUGGAAUAAAUUAAGAACUGUAAAAUCAUUGUGAAUAUCUUAUAAAUAAUGUAUAUAAUUUUGUUAAUUUAAACAAAUUUUAAGUGUGCUUUGUGUUGCUUUUUUAUGAACUGCAUUGUGUUUUAUUUAAAAAUAGUUCAAAUGUUGUAGCAGCUUACUUUGAAUGCUUUGGGGACCAUGUAAAGCGUCUAAAUUAUCUGUAUUUCACAUUCAGUUUGCUAACAAUUUUAACGAUGUAUUUUUUUCAAUUACAAGAAAAAAAUUAAUUACUUCAACCAAACAUUAAUUAACCUAUUAAAAAUUAAUGAGGCAUCAUUUUUUGGCAUUUUACUUUUUGUUCUAAAUAAAUGCAAUAUUUUACAUUCUAUUGUAAUUUUCAGUUAUUCGCUAUAAUAAGUUUCCAAAUGUGAAAUGCUUUACAAUAUAUAUUAAGAGCUUUUCAUAUCAAUAAAAAAAAAUACUUUUCAAAAAUAAUAAAUUUUAUUUGGUUUGUGAUUUUCCUGUGUAAGGUGGUAAGAAACGUGAUAAAUAUUUUAUUUCAAUGAAAAUUAAUUUAAGUAAGCUCCUCAUUCUUGUUAUGUAUUUGCCAAUGUUCAAAAUUAGCUUAAUGUAAGUUCUUGGUUUAAGUAAGAUGAACAUUUUAUUUCAAAAAAAUGUAGUAUGGCAACAUACUUUUCACA
Uloborus diversus is the source of this 4093-nucleotide messenger RNA. RefSeq names its product protein gustavus-like (gene gus). The record is from RefSeq and is a predicted model, not a curated record. Gene Ontology annotation, biological process: proteasome-mediated ubiquitin-dependent protein catabolic process; intracellular signal transduction. Gene Ontology annotation, molecular function: protein binding. Gene Ontology annotation, cellular component: SCF ubiquitin ligase complex. The coding region runs from base 473 to 1318 and encodes 281 amino acids. The transcript is spliced from 3 exons. NCBI's taxonomy places the organism in Eukaryota, Metazoa, Arthropoda, Arachnida, Araneae, Uloboridae.